Molecule: messenger RNA, 2507 nt
Organism: Pelmatolapia mariae (spotted tilapia)
Lineage: Eukaryota; Metazoa; Chordata; Actinopteri; Cichliformes; Cichlidae
Gene: lrrc31
Product: leucine rich repeat containing 31
Exons: 12
Coding region: 259-1932 (557 amino acids)
Molecular function (GO): protein binding
Source: RefSeq, a predicted model, not a curated record
CAGCUGCUGACUGAGAAACGGAGCGAGGCAGACAGAGGAGAACUGAAGUUCGACCAGUUGUUACCAGUUUCAGUAAAGUACUGAUAUACAAGAAUGGACAUAAGGAGCUUCUUUCAAAGAAAAAAACUCAGCACAAAGAGGGAGAGAGAGGAACAGAGAGGAGAAUGAGGACAGAACAGAGAUGGAACAAGAGCAGAUGGUCAGCGCGGGCGGGACGGCAGUGGCAGCAGGUGGAAAGGUUCCCCUCUUGAUGUGAUCAUGAGUCAGAUCCGCAGGAAGCGCACGGCCUCAGACAGGAAGCCGUUAGGACGUUUCCUGUCGUGGACCUCGGACCGGCCGGGGAUCCCCGAGGACGGAGAAUCGGAGAUGAAAGAGGACAGAGGACCGAGCUCAGGCUUUGCAGCGUCAGCAGAGAGUGAGCGGGACGUCGGCUGGGGUCGAGUGUGUGUUUUCCUGAAGAGACUCGGGAAGAAAGCCGACAGCAGGAGCCUCAGUUUGGCUCACUGUGACCUGACGGCUACAGACCUGCUGGAGCUUGCAACGUUGCUGCAGUUCCUCCCCCAGGUGGAAGAGAUGGACAUCUCCUGGAACGAGUUGAUCGGUGGAUCCCUGACGGCUCUGACGUCUCAUCUGCAACACGUGGGCGAGGUCAGGACGCUGAGGCUCUGCAGCUGCAGGCUAAAUAGCGAAGACGUCGUUGCUCUUGGUGAAGCUCUCAGCUACAUCCCUGCUCUGGAAGUUCUUGAUUUGUCCUGGAACAGCGGCGUUGGGGGCGGUGGUCUGCAAGGCCUGCUGGGGAACCUUCACCCAUCACUGAGGGAGCUCCACCUGGUGGCCUGUCGGCUCACUGCGGCCGAUGCUACAGUGCUGGGAGGAAUGGUGGCUGCUCUGCCCAGACUCUGUGUGCUGGACGUCUCUUGUAAUGCUCAGCUCACACAGGAAGUGGACACUGGUGGCUUCAGGGAAUUGGUCAGCUCUCUCUCUCACGCCACCUCCCUCACCACGCUUCGACUGCAGGCCUGCGGUCUAACGCCUGACAGCCUUGAUGCUCUCGGUGGUUCACUCCGUUGCCUCCCCUCUGUGGGAGAGCUGGACCUGUCCUGUAACAAACUUCUAGCUGGUGGACUGAGCCGCCUCACCUUUCACCUGGCUCACGUCACACACCUGGAGAGACUCGACCUCCACCUGUGUUGCCUCACGCGAGAUGAUCUAGAGGCUCUGAUCCAGGUGCUGCCCUCUCUCACUGCACUGACGGAGCUUGAUGUGUCAUCCAACAAGGAAGUGGGAGGUGGGGUCCACCCGCUGGUCUCUGCCCUCCCUGUGACACAAAUGAGGCGGCUGCCAUUCAACAGCUGCUACCUGAGCAACGAGUCCUUCACUGCUCUGGCCCUGGCGGUGCCCUAUCUGCGCACGGUGGAUAUUUCCUGGUGUAAAGUGGUUGGCGGUCACUUGGCGCUCCUGCUGGAUGCUCUGCAGCCAUCAGUCGUCAGCGAGCUCCGUCUUUGCAGCUGCGAGCUCACCACUGAUGACAUGCAACAUCUGGCUGCCGUGUGCAGACGGGGCUGUCUCUCCUCACUCCGUGCACUGGAUCUGUCCUACAACAGCUUGGUGGGAGACAACGGUUGGUGCAGUCUGUUUGCAGCAGGAGGUCUGGGCUCUCUGGAAGACGUGGAUGUCAGUUUGCGACCUUCAACCUCUGCUCCGUGCUCAGCCUGGCUGCCCGCUCUGCUCCGAGCUCUGCCUCAAAUGCCGGCGCUGGCUCGACUGGCCAUGCAGAGGUGGACAGCUGACUGUCAGGAGAGAGAGCAGCUGAGGUACUGUCUGAAGAAGAGGAGUGUCCUGCUGGAAUGGGAUCCAGAUUUACAAGACACAUCAUCAGCAUGCAAAGGGAAGAGCCAGGAGAGCCUAGAAGAGAGUCAGCCUGAGGAGUAGGGAGCAGAAAGCCUGAGUUAUCUGAUCUCAAAUUAAAAAUCAUCACAGAGAGAUUUCAAAAGAGAACUAGGGAAGAAAAACGCAGUCAGGUCUGAAAAACCUUCUGAUUACAAGUAAAUUUGUCCAAACAUUUGUACAAUGUGACCAGCUGGGACAGGUCCUCUGGGACUGACCUUGAGUUUUACAAUGUUGAAUUCUUUGUUAGGUGUUUACGGUGUCGUUUAAUACUCUUCUUUUAUUCUUGAGCAUGUUUGGAGUCUUUAUUCUGUGGGGUUUAUCCCUGUGUCUGUUUCCCUGUUGAGUUCGAUAUUCACACCGGAUAUGUCCCAUUUUAUUUUGGCGGUCAACUGUCAGAAACAUUUCAUGUUUAGUUUUACGUCCCUCUCCUCUCUCAUUGUCAUUGAUCAUCUUCACCUGUUUUGUUGGCUUUCUGUGUUUAAAUGGUGGUGUCUUCUGUUUAUGAAGGACAGUGGAAUUAAUUUGCUUUUUAAUCUCAUGAACUUUAUCAUUCUGCACUUGGCUCCACAUUUCAUGGACUUUGUAAUUCUGCAGUCAGACAACAGCCUAAAUAAAGA